Messenger RNA from Dunckerocampus dactyliophorus (ringed pipefish), 1888 nucleotides. It is a transcript of the gene med9, whose product is annotated as mediator complex subunit 9. The transcript is spliced from 2 exons. Gene Ontology annotation, molecular function: transcription coregulator activity. Bases 48 to 350 code for a protein of 100 amino acids. Gene Ontology annotation, cellular component: mediator complex. NCBI's taxonomy places the organism in Eukaryota, Metazoa, Chordata, Actinopteri, Syngnathiformes, Syngnathidae. The record is from RefSeq and is a predicted model, not a curated record. Gene Ontology annotation, biological process: regulation of transcription by RNA polymerase II.
CGUGUAGUUCCUGUGACGUCAUAAAUCUACGACGGGAAUACGGAAGCAUGAUGGCGGUGGCUCACCCGAAGCAGGAGAAAGAGGGCGAAGAUUGCUCUCUUCUGCCUUUGGUUCACGAUAUUAUAAAAUGCAUGGAUAAGGAGAGCCAGGAUGUGCACCAGGAGUUGAACAAGCUGAAGGCAAAGAUCCAAGAGGCCCGGGAGCAGAUCUCUGCCAUGCCCGGCAUCGAGAGCAGUCCCGGGGAGCAGCAGCAGCAGCUGGCAACGCUGAGGGAGCAGGUCCGCACCAAGAAUCAGCUGCUGCAGAAAUAUAAGAGCCUCUGUAUGUUUGACGUACCCAAAGCAUCUUGAAGACUGCUUUUACUGGACGAAACGCAAACAUACACGACUCUGCACGGUUCGUCUUCUCAGGUGGAGCACAAGAAGGACGUCUAUUCGGAACUGACAGCGGAUGGAAGUCCAUUGUUUUCAAGGCGAUUGUAUUCUUGUGACUGACUACAUUUCUACUUCCAUUCACUUUGAUUUUUCACAUACAUUUUCUAUUAAAGCUGGAUAUAGCUUACAUUUAUCCAGUGUUUCUUUAGAUUUUCAUCUGGAAUUGUCUUCAGUUUGAAUGCAAGGUAAAUUAGGGAAGUGCAUUGUUGGGACUUUUCUAUACAUCGGCAGCUAAUUCUGUCUUUGCAACGAUAGUCAUGCUUAGCUUUGCCAAGACGCUGUCAAAGAGGUAUUCAUUUCAUACAGUUUGAUGCAGGGGGUUUUCAAACUACAACCAGGCUCGUGCACAUAGAGUAGUUUCAUGCAGGAGUGUCCGCACAUCCUCUUUUUCCAGCGAGGACCUCGUAGUGACAAAUGACUUACCGUACGUACGGAACACAGUAUUUCAUCUCAGCUUCAUAUAGCAGAGAAAGCAUAUUGCUUUAAACUUUGCUCUUUGCUUUUUUCCCCAAUAUUUCAACUUUCUUCUUAAAUAAUCUUCAUAAAUGUUCUUGACUUUUCUCCGAGCAAAUUUUUCAAAAAUCCCAACUUGAUUUUGUUUUCUCAUAUUAUGACUUUAAAAAAUGUUUUUAAACAACAUUUAGACUGCAAUUUUUAAUUUUAAAAAUAUUACGAGUUUAUUCUUGUACAAUUGUGACGUUUCUCAUUAGAAUAUGACUUUUUUUCCUCUUAAUAUUUUGACUUUGUUGUAGGAAAAUGACAGCUUCCCCCCCCCCCAUUUCUUUUUUUUUAAAUUUCUAUUCUAUAAUUUCUAUUCAGCUAUUUCAACUUUCGUCUUGUAAAUUCUCUUCUCGUACUUUAUUCGUCGUUUUAUUUCUCAUGUUAUGACUUCAAAAACAUCUCUUUUUUUCUGAAAUAUGUCAAUGUUAUGCUACCAAGAUGUUACUUUUCUUUAUAUGAUGUUCUCAUAAAAUUCCCAUAAUAUUUUUCCUUUUUUGCUGUUUUUUGAGCUUUCUUGUUCAAUUCGAAUUGUAAUACUGACUUUAUUUCUAUAACGUUUUGUCUUUAUUGUCAUAACCUUUUCUGCAACCACAUUUCCCAAACAUGGACAUUUUAUUUGUUGUGUUGUUUGUUUCUCACAACAUUACAACUUUUUAAAAAUAAGUGGUUGUGUUUGGAAUGAUCUUUUCUCAUAGUAUGACAUUAUUGUCAACACGUUUUUCUUGUGAGAUUACAACUUUUUAGUCUAAUCAUUUUGACUUUAUUCUUGUAAAAUGUCUGCAGAUUGUUUCCAUGUUUGCUGCUGUUUUAUAAUGGACGGUAGUUUUCCAGUUAGAUGAUGUUUGGACCCCCCUGCUUCAGUGAAUGCCUAUCAACAUUAAGAAUAAGAAAUAAGAGGGAGGCAAAGACUAUGAAAGUAAAAGUUUUUAAUUGAUACAAAAAGUCGAGAGGCA